Molecule: messenger RNA, 2585 nt
Organism: Chelmon rostratus (copperband butterflyfish)
Lineage: Eukaryota; Metazoa; Chordata; Actinopteri; Chaetodontiformes; Chaetodontidae
Product: transcriptional enhancer factor TEF-3-like
Exons: 12
Coding region: 525-1622 (365 amino acids)
Biological process (GO): regulation of transcription by RNA polymerase II; embryonic organ development; hippo signaling
Cellular component (GO): transcription regulator complex
Molecular function (GO): DNA-binding transcription factor activity, RNA polymerase II-specific; RNA polymerase II cis-regulatory region sequence-specific DNA binding
Source: RefSeq, a predicted model, not a curated record
AAUUCCUGCCCUCCUCUCGCUUCAAACAAACGGCUUCAGGAAGGAGACGAGGCAGCAGAAAACAAAGAAAAAAAAGAAAAACCCCUCAGAGUCACUCUUUAUUUAAAAAAAAAAAAAUCUAUAAAAUUGCUUCACCUGAGUGCCGGCCAGCAGCUGAUAGAGCCUCAGCAGGACUGCCCUGCCACAUCCAGAUCAUCAUAAUCAUCAUCACAUCUGUGGAUUUCAUACAGGCCGGCACGCUCCCUGGAGCUUCCUCCUGUUCUCCUAGCCUCAUCUCCCCCAGCCCAGACCCUCCACCCCCUGCUCUGUGGUCCCCUUCCCGUCGUCCCACCACGUCUGCGGAGUGGGUGCCGGCUCCCUCCCCCAGGGGUGGGAGUGAGGAGCUGGGAGACGCCCUCGACAAGCCCCUGGAGAAUGAUGCGGAGGGUGUGUGGAGCCCGGACAUCGAGCAGAGCUUCCAGGAGGCCCUGGCCAUCUACCCGCCCUGUGGCCGCAGGAAGAUCAUCCUCUCUGAUGAGGGCAAGAUGUACGGACGAAACGAGUUGAUUGCACGGUACAUCAAACUUCGCACCGGGAAGACGCGGACCAGGAAGCAGGUGUCCAGUCACAUCCAGGUUUUAGCCCGACGGAAGGCCAGGGAGAUCCAGGUGAAGCUGAAGGUACGCUACGACCAGGCUGCCAAAGACAAGGCCCUGCAGAGUAUGGCCACCAUGUCCUCAGCCCAGAUCAUCUCGCCCACGGCUUUCCAGAACAAGAUGGCUCUUCAGGGCCUCUCGAGGCCGGCUUACCCCACUACUGGUGGGUUUUGGCACGGGGCUCUUCCAGGACAGCCAGGAGGCCAUGAAGACAUUAAGCCCUUCUCCCAGCAGAGUUACGCCAUGCAAGCGUCCGGCCCGGCCCCCAUAACAGGUUAUGAAAGCACAGCAGGGCUGUCAAUGUCUCCCGGUGCCCCCCCUUGGCAGGGUAGAAGUAUUGCCAGCUCCAAGCUGCGAAUGCUGGAGUUCUCCGCCUUCCUGGAGCAACCUCAGGACCCAGAGACUUUCAACAAGCACCUGUUCGUGCACAUCGGCCAGUCCAACCCGAGCUACAGCGACGCCUAUCUGGAGUCGGUGGACAUCAGACAGAUCUACGACAAGUUCCCAGAGAAGAAAGGAGGCCUGAAGGAGCUGUUUGACAAAGGGCCGCACAAUGCGUUCUUCCUCGUCAAGUUCUGGGCGGACCUUAGUGUAAACCUGCAGGAUGACAGCAGCUUCUUCUAUGGUGUUUCCAGUCAAUAUGAGAGUUCUGAGAACAUGAUCAUCACCUCAUCCACCAAAGUCUGCUCCUUUGGCAAGCAGGUGGUGGAGAAAGUGGAGACGGAGUAUGCACGUUUUGAGAAUGGGCGCUACGUGUUUCGAAUCCACCGUUCCCCAUUAUGUGAAUACAUGAUCAACUUCAUCCACAAGCUUAAACACCUGCCGGAGAAGUACAUGAUGAACAGCGUACUGGAGAACUUCACUAUCCUACAGGUGGUGACUAACAGGGACACACUGGAGACCCUCCUGUGCAUAGCUUAUGUCUUCGAGGUGUCCACCAGUGAGCACGGAGCACAGCAUCAUAUUUACAGGCUAGUCAAAGACUGACACAGUCACACAGUUGGAACUGCUCUUGACCCAUUGUAGCGCCUCAGUGAGCAACAACAUUAAACAAUGGACUACUUCCUCCGUAAGCUUAAAGCUGAACCCACACAACUCCGUAAGGAGCCCAGAAAAACACUCGUUUUGUUAGCAUGCCCAGGAACGCUACUAUUACUACUGCUCCUGAGGAAGAGGUGGAUUUGGGAUUGUGGAAGCUGAAACAGGCUUUGUGUGAAAAGUGGCAAGAAAAAAAGAAAAGGAAGAAGAGGACCAUGAUACACUGUGGUCUCUAUACCAAAGGAGCCAAACCUUGCCAACAAGACCUGCAUGAGAAGGUUGUCAGUGGUGGUGUUUUUCAUCUCGUUUUACUAGUGCUUGUUUUUGAUUUAGAUUCUUUUCCACAUGUGCAUGUGCAGGGGAUGUUAAAGAGGAGUUCAGCUGCCUCAGAGUGCCACCUAGUGACUUAAAUAUAAAUAACCAUGGGGAAAAAAUAAUGAAAGUAGACUGAGAGUCCCUCCUUUGCACAUCCAUAAAAUAUCACUGUUUUUGGUGCCAAUCUUUUUUUGUGUUAUUUGAGCAUUUGAGUAAUUAUGUACAGUGCUGCAUCAUCUUCUCUAAACAGAGUUACAAAGAUAAGAGGCUAAAAUGAUUUAAAAGAGCUAUUGUAUUCACUUUGUUUGAUGUUUAAUGUUAAAUGUUUCUUGUAUUGUCUUACUGUUUUUGAUUGAAAAUGAUCUGACUACAACAAAAGGCACAUAAUAACACUGCUAACUUGAACCAGGUUUAGAUCUGUAAGCUGAUUACAGAAGUUGACUGUAACUUGCCCUGAAGCGUCAGAUGAAAAUACAAGUGUUUCUUACAUAACUCCUGAGUUUGUUGCAUUCUGUGCAAAGUGUUGCAACUGCCUGUGGCUUACGUUAGAAAUAAUAAAUUGAAUGCAUAAGGAGAAAUACAGCCUGUAUUAGCAGU